This is a messenger RNA of Durusdinium trenchii, 1093 nucleotides long. Lineage: Eukaryota; Dinophyceae; Suessiales; Symbiodiniaceae. The record is from the annotation of a GenBank genome assembly.
GUGCAGCAGCCUAUUCGGAUUGUGGCCCUAGCAGCCUCCUUGGCGAAUGCCAAGGAUGUGGGCGAAUGGAUUGGAGCUUCUUCCGGUUUGUUCAAUUUCAGUCCGAACGUUCGAACGGUUCCUUUGGAAUUGGUGAUUCAAGGCUUUGAUAUUCAUCAUCGUUCUACUCGUUUGUUGGCCAUGAGUCGUCCCGUCUAUCAAUCCAUCAAGCAAUUCAGUCCUGAGAAGCCUGUUAUCGUGUUCGUCCCCGACCGGAAACAAGCACGAAUGACGGCCAUCGAUCUGCUCCUCCAUGCGGCCUCCGACGAUAAGCCCAAGCGCUUUUUGCACGUGAGCGACGAAGCCAUGCGACCGCAUCUCCAAGCGGCACGCGAAAAGAGUUUGAAACAAACCUUGGAAUACGGCGUGGGCUUCUUGCACGAAGGCUUCAGUGCCACGGAGCGCGCGGUGAUCGAGCGGUUGUUUGAGGCGGGCGCCAUCCAGGUCCUGGUGGCCACGGAGCAGCUGGGUUGGGGAAUGACCAUGUUAGCCCAUUUGGUGAUUUUGAUGGAUACCAAGAAAUUCGAUGGAAGAGAAAAUCGCUAUGUGGAUUAUCCCAUUCACGAUGUCUUGCAGAUGAUGGGAAGAGCCAGUCGUCCGGGCAUCGAUCAGAGUGGAAUGGUCGUGCUAUUGACACAGAACAGUAAGAAGGAGUAUUACAAGAAGUUCAUUUAUGAACCGUUGCCCGUGGAAAGCCAUUUGGAUCAACGGAUGGCCGAUCACAUGAAUGCCGAAAUCGUGAUGAAGACCAUUGAAAACAAGCAAGAUGCCGUGGAUUGGUUGACUUGGACCUUUUAUUAUCGGCGUUUAUCGCAGAAUCCCAAUUACUAUGGUCUCCAAGGGGUGACGCAUCAGCAUUUGUCGGAUCAUCUAUCGGAGGUCGUGGAGAACACCGUGGAAGGUUUGGAACGUUUCGGUUGUUGUUCCAUCGAAGACGACGUCGAAUUGGCUCCGGCCAAUUUGGGUUUGAUCGCCGCCUACUACUACAUCCGUCACACCACCAUCGAGACCUUCAGCCGUUGCGUCAACGAGCAGACGAAACGAAAAGGCACAU